Messenger RNA from Serinus canaria (Common canary), 3176 nucleotides. RefSeq names its product kynurenine aminotransferase 3 (gene KYAT3). Bases 245 to 1630 code for a protein of 461 amino acids. Gene Ontology annotation, cellular component: mitochondrion; cytoplasm. Gene Ontology annotation, molecular function: L-kynurenine:2-oxoglutarate transaminase activity; pyridoxal phosphate binding. The record is from RefSeq and is a predicted model, not a curated record. Gene Ontology annotation, biological process: biosynthetic process. The transcript is spliced from 14 exons. Lineage: Eukaryota; Metazoa; Chordata; Aves; Passeriformes; Fringillidae.
GGCUCCCAGCCCGAACUCGGGGUGCCCGCUCUUGUUGUCCCGCAGAGUGGCGGGGCGGGGCCCGGGGAACCCCGGCUCUGACCGAGGGGCCUGUGGGUGAGGGCGGGCGGCGCUGGUGCCCGGCAGGUUUCGGCCUCCCCAACCCGUGCUGCAGGCUGCGAACACGUGUGGGUGGGAGAGUCAGCCCCAUGGUAGAGCUGCUCUACGAGGGGAAAACAAAAAUAAGAAAAAACCCCACAAUCUCAUGCCGCUCCUUAAUCCGUAUGGCAUGUUUCUUGCUUCACGAAACUUCUGUUGCCGUGGCAUUCAGCUAAGAACAGAUUUGCUUUCCAGAUCCAUCAAACAUUCCACCUCAGCAAUGUUGCAGACAAUGCCCUUCAGACACAAAAACACAAGACGAAUUGAAGGCCUUGAUAGCAAUGUGUGGGUUGAAUUUACAAAAGUGGCAGCAGAUCCCUCAAUUGUUAAUCUCGGCCAAGGCCUUCCUGAUAUAUCCCCUCCCAGCUAUGUUAAAGAAGAACUGGCAAAGGUAGCAGCAGUGGACAGACUGAACCAGUACACCCGAGGCUUUGGACAUCCAUCACUUGUGAAAGCCUUGUCUCAAGUCUAUGAGAAAGUUUGUGGAAGAAAGAUUGAUCCUCUCACAGAUAUCCUGGUGACUGUGGGAGCUUAUGGAUCUCUCUUUAGUACAAUACAGGCACUAAUUGAAGAGGGAGAUGAAGUAAUAAUAAUAGAGCCAUUUUAUGACUGUUAUGAGCCGAUGGUAAAGAUGGCGGGUGCAAAGCCUGUUUUUAUCCCACUAAGAUGUAUAAAUGAUGGAAACUCAGCAUCUAGUGCUGAUUGGGUCUUAGAUCCUGCUGAACUUGCAAAUAAAUUUAAUUCCAAAACAAAAGCGAUUAUUCUGAAUACCCCACACAACCCGAUAGGCAAGGUUUUUACCCUGGAAGAGCUCCAAGUAAUAGCUGAUCUCUGUAUUAAACAUGACACCCUGUGCAUCAGUGAUGAGGUGUAUGAAUGGCUGGUGUAUAAAGGGAAUAAACACAUUAAAAUAGCUACAUUGCCAGGUAUGUGGGAAAGAACAGUAACUAUAGGAAGUGCUGGGAAAACAUACAGUGUGACUGGCUGGAAGCUUGGGUGGUCCAUUGGUCCUGAGCACCUGAUUAAGCAUUUGCAAGUUGUUCACCAAAAUACACUAUAUACUUGUCCAACUCCAUUACAGGAGGCUUUGGCACAAGCAUUUUGGGUGGACUACAAGCGCAUGGAUCACCCUGACUGCUAUUUUUACUCCCUGUCUCGAGAGCUGGAAAGCAAGCGUGAUCGGAUGGCUCAGCUACUGAAAGGGGCUGGACUAAAGCCUGUCAUUCCAGAUGGAGGAUACUUUAUGAUCGUUGAUGUUUCCACGUUAAAUGUGGAUCUCUCUGAUGUAGAUGAGAAACAACCUUAUGAUUAUAAAUUUGUCAAAUGGAUGAUAGCAUCUAAGAAGCUGUCAGCAAUUCCUCUUUCAGCAUUCUGUGGUCUUGAGACAAAGAAACAGUUUGAAAGAUACAUACGUUUUUGCUUCAUUAAGAAAGACAGCACACUAGAUGCAGCUGAAGUGAUCUUGAAGAACUGGAAUAAACAGACAGGCUGAUUUUUAUUAAUUCUUCCAUAUAGUGUAACUAUCUAAUAGCAGGUUUUUUUUUUUUAAAUUGGAAAUUUAAGAAAAAAAUUACCUAAUACAGUACAGAAUUAACAUGACAUUGUAAAUAACUUUUUAUUGAUACCUGCUGAGGAGUUAGAACAAGGGUUUUACUUAAAUAUGUGUAUAGCAAUUCAGAGGUUAUUUUCAGUCUUUUAAAAAUAAAUUGCUUUUCUCUUAAAGAAACCCCAAUGGGAUUAAUUUCUUUAACUAAAAAAAAAGAUUUAUAGGGUUCUGUGUAAAAUAAAUAAAUGAUAUAGGUAUUUUAAAGCCUACAGGUAAAAAUGGGGGACGUGUUUUUGGUAUGACAUAGUAUGGGAACUAGAGAGAGACUUAGAAACAUCUUAGUUUGUGAAAGCAAAUAACCUGCAGUAGAGGAACAUUAAGACCCUUGGCUCAUAUUAGAUAAUUGCAGUAACUCUCUACAUACCUGCCUACCUUCUCUGUCUGACGAAAUUGCAUCAAUUUAAAUAAAGUGAAAAGUGCGAAGUUACAUAAUUACUAUUUUAUUUCCCACAAUAGUCAUGUGUGGUGUUCCGAAAGUAUUCAGUCCUCAAUACAAUUGUAAAAGUGGCAUCUGGAAUACAAAUUCUUUUCACUUCUUUUCACAAAUUCUUUUCACUAUCUUGUAUUUAUUACAUGGAUGAAUCUACAAAGCAAAAUAUAAGCAAAAUAUAGGAGACUUUGCUUUAGAAAAGUCUUUAGAAGCUCCUUUACAAUCAGAUGUACAGUGACAUAAUUAUUUGUGUCAUUGUUUUUCUUUCCAUGUUAAAACAUUGGCAAUGUCAACCAAACUUACUUCAAACUCUUUAGAUCUAGGGGGGCCAUGGAGGUGGGCCUAAUGCUGUUUUAUGGAGCUCAACUAGCUUGGUUUCAAGCACAGUAGAUAAAUGACUUGUUUCAAAAGAAGUCAGUUUCUAGCUACCUCCUUUUUUCAUUUCUUUCUGCAAUCUUUUAAUCUGUGGAUAGGUUUUCCACUAUCAGAAGCAAUCCAGGUAGGUGACUUUUUAAGGCUGUGUGCUAUGUCCUCCAUGGUCUUUCUAUGUUCUUCUCACUGGCUGGUUUCAGAUGGGAUAGAAUUAAUUUUAUUCUCAGUACCUGGUACAGUGCUGUGGUUUGGAUAAUGCUGAUAACACACUGAUGUUUUGGUUGUUGCUAAGUUGCAUUUAUCCUAAAUCAAGGACUUUUUUGUGUCUCCUGCUCUGCCAGUGAGGAGGAGCAAAAAACUAAGAAAAGCUGUGAGGGAACAUAGCUGGACAAGUGACCCGAACUGGCCAAAGGGAUAUUCACUCCAUGGAAUGAAUGUCAUGCUCAGCACAGCAGCUGGGAGCUAGUGGGAAGGGGGAGCCCACCAGGGCUGCAGGAAUGGGGUCUGGCAUCAGUCAGUGGGUGGUAAGCAACUGCAUUGUGCAUGACUUGUUUUUCCUUUUUAAAAAUCCUUUAAAAAUCAUCAUUAUUAUUAUUAUUUACUACUGUGGUAUUUUUUACUCUGUUUCAA